Messenger RNA from Exaiptasia diaphana, 1053 nucleotides. Its product is annotated as toxin CrTX-A. The transcript is spliced from 2 exons. Bases 1 to 1053 code for a protein of 350 amino acids. NCBI's taxonomy places the organism in Eukaryota, Metazoa, Cnidaria, Anthozoa, Actiniaria, Aiptasiidae. The record is from RefSeq and is a predicted model, not a curated record.
AUGUUUGCAUCUCAAAAAUAUAUAAUUAUAUUCCACGACAAACUAUCAACUCCUAAAGACAAACUCAUAACUGCAGUCCGAACCAAACUUACAGCAUUCAGCGGACCAUUGUCAUCUCGUGCUAAAGAUUCUUUAUCAAGUUUAGAUAAAAAGUGGUACCAUCUCUCCGAUGAUAGCAAACAAGGAGCGCUAGAUACAUUAGGUGUCAUAUCCUCAAACAUCGAAGUGUUUGGCAAUGCUGGCGAAGACCCUGUUGGUGCAAUAAGAGGAGCGAUUGACAUCGUUGCCUCAAUAGCCAGUAACUUUGGACCAAAAGGCCAGCUUGCAAGUGUGGCUCUAGGCUUUGUCUCUGCUCUACUUGGCUUAUUUGGUAAAGGACCGGAACCGAAGCCUUUGGCUCAAGUUGUCAGAGAGCAGAUAGAUGAGGCUCUGGCGGAAUAUCGCGAGGAGGARCUAGUUAGAAAAAAAGAUGGYUUGAUAUYMGCAUUUCAACWMACUAAAGCGUACCUAGACGGAGCUUCAGAGUCGGGUAAACCCUUAAGUAMAGAGGAAGUGCCUSUGGCWACAAMUGAAAUGSRAAGAUCACAAGGUGUGGCGUUUAUGGGAGAACUUGCCAGUGAAGUACGUAAGAUGUUCCGCGACAACAAAGUUUCCGAUGCAAGAAAAGCCAUUAGAUAUUGUGAGAUGUACGCACAGCUAGCGGUAUUCCGUGACAUCAUCCUGACACAGUAUAUUGGCAUGUUACCGACCACUGAAACUUGGCAAAAUCACCUMAAUGGUGUAAUAUCCGAUCGAGCUUUGUUUAGAAGAUUAUCAGCAGCGUUACUCGGCAAGCUCUACACAGUCGACUACGAUAGCAAGAUCAUUCCUUAUUUUGAUCCAGAUGUCAGCGUCAUAACAGAUGCUUUCUCAACAAAGAUGUUGAAUUUGGGUAAAUACGAUCGUUCUUUGGCUGGCCUGCAUUGCCUUAUGACCCCAGGGAGAAGUGGCCUAGAAGAUCUGAUAUGGAAAGAUGGGAAGAUUAAGGAUUUCAAUCCUGGCGGUAAUCCUUAA